This is a messenger RNA of Cladophialophora yegresii CBS 114405, 636 nucleotides long. RefSeq lists its product as uncharacterized. The coding region runs from base 1 to 636 and encodes 211 amino acids. The record is from RefSeq and is a predicted model, not a curated record. Lineage: Eukaryota; Fungi; Ascomycota; Eurotiomycetes; Chaetothyriales; Herpotrichiellaceae. The transcript has a single exon.
AUGUCCUUCCUCCAGACUACCAUCAAAUCCGGCUGGAUCACCGACCUCGUCCUCCCCGCCCCAGUCGGCACGCAGUCCCCCCACGACGUCCUCCAAGCAGGCCACUCGACCGCUUUAGAGAUGUGCACGAACCCAACUUUCAUGGCUCAACUCAACCCGCUCGUGCAAGGUGUCGUCGAACUGCCACCCACGGACCCCAAAGCCGUCGACCACAUGUCCAUGGCACGGACAUUCAACGUCGACGCGGGUCCCACGGAGGGUGCUGACCCCUGGAAACACUACGCAAUCACGGACAAACUCACGCCCCUGCCAGGGUAUACGACCGAUCUGACGUACUAUAGCGCGAUCCGACGCACCCGGGACGGCAUGCAGGCCUUCACGAACGCCGGGUCCGGCGUGACCAUCUACGGGUGUUUUAGCGUGAAAGUUGCGGAGCCCCGGGACGUGUUGGCCCUCGACGCGAGUGACGGGAAGGGGUGGGUCGUGAAUUUCGUGGAGACGAACGAGCUGAAAUGUAAUCUUAUUUUGAGCUACUAUAUCAAGGCGACGACGGACAAGAGUCAUCGCACGGCGCACGCGCGGUUCAAGGAGGUGUGGAGGGAACGGAUGAGGGAGAGGGGGUUUGAUUGCGGGUAA